CUUGGUGUCUCACAGUUCCAGCAAGCUGCUCAUGGGUACGUGGGGCUUGGCUUCCUCCUGCAGUGCUAAAAAGUCAAAAUUGGUGAUGGCAGAAGAUUUUAGAGCUUGAGCUCUACAGACACUGGGGCUUGUCAAGAAAGCAAAUUCCUUUUAUACCAUCUGGAAAUGACACAGGGUGGGAAAAGGCACCUUGGAGCAUCCCAGGAGGAUGCAGCGUUCCUCCUUAUCUUAGAACUCUUCUAACCACAGAGUAUUUUUUUUCAGAACCAAAAUGAGCCAGAUCUCAGGGUCCUUGAGCAGAGUGUGGCCACAAGAUGUCACAGUUGCUUUGCUUAGAUGUGUGGUCAUGCCUUUUCCGUGUCCCAGUCCUGCCCCUUUCCCACUCCCAGCUUUCACCUGCUGUCCCCAGGUGUCCCUAUGAGCACACACACUUUUAUUUGGUUUUUUUGCUGCUGUGUUUUGUUUCGUGGUGGUUUUUUUGUUUGGUUGAUUUUUUUUUGCAAAGCAGGCUUGUCAUUGUGUUCUGGGGAAGGUUAGGCAUUUAGGUUUCUAGCUCAUUUAUGGGUCGUUUAUGGUAUAAAAUCAAAGUUACCCAAGAUUUAUGCCCUUGCUGUAGGUCCAGCUGGCAGACAGCAAUUUUGAGCAGAGAUAGAAGAAAAAAAUCUAAGUAUAACUGCAAACAAACACUUCUGGGUGCUGCCAGAGUUACUGCUCAGUGUCCCCACAGGCCUCAGGUGCCUUUGCCAGAUCGUGUAGCAGACUCAGAAAACACCACAAUGCUGUGGACUUGAGAGGUUUUUGUUCUUUAUAGCCUAUUGCUAAAUUUAUUUCUUUUUCUUCCCAGAAAGCUGCCUGGAUGGGGUCCCAGGGGCUGAUGCUAAUAUCAGUUCACUCUGAAGCAGGGCGAGAAAGGAGUUUAGUCAUAGAAGAAGUUGAUGAGCCUUACAGGAUCCAGGGUCUUUUGGGUUAGUCCCUUAUAGUGUGCACACUGAAUUGAAGACCUAAUUCAUGGCCUGUGCAGGCGAUUGUUAUGGAUGCUCCAAACAAACAGCACUUUCUUUCCCGCCCGCCUGGCUGGUGCCUGCCUGGAGCCAGGCAGAGUUUCUCCUCUGGCCUCUGUGGUCCGGGGCACCAGGAGGAAAGAUUUGCUCCAGCAGCCACACAGGAAACACAAAACCCCCAGCUACAAGGCCGAGCUGUUGAGUGGAGCAGCAGGGGCACAAGGGAGGGCAGAGGAGGCAGGCUGGGGUUGGCUCUGCCUGCUGUGCUCGUCACUCCUUGUCCCACAGCGCCUGUCACGGGUCCAGCCGUGUCCCCUGGGGAAGGUGCUGCUCUCCCACCUCUCUCUGGAGGGCAGAGCCCCACGUGCUUUGUCCCCAGGGGUGGCUGGGUCAGGGCUGGCCUUGAGCCCUUUGCCCUUUCCCACCCAGGGGAGCAUGAGAACAUCCCAGCACCUCCCAGCUGGGGGAGGGCUUGGGACAGCAGGUCCCCAUAAGGGAAGGGCUCAGGGGCAGCUGGGUGAGCUGUGCCUCCCACAAAUGCUGGCUGAGCAUGAGAGCCUCUGGCCCAGGGGCAGGUUUGGUGGGAGCCAGGGAAGGCUCCUGUAACCCCUGAGCUCAUAACUGAGGAGCAAACACCAUGGUUGUCCUCUUCUCCAGGUGAGCAGCUUUGGUGGCUGGAGCUCUGCUGGGCACAUCCUGGGGCCAGGCAAGUUGGUCCCUUGGGGACUGCUUAUCCUGGCCUGCACAUCUGGGAGCUUCUCCACAGUUUGGGAAUCCUGACUGUGGCUGGGUUUUCUCUGCGGUGGAUUUGGUGGCAAUAGGGAAUUCAGAAAGGUUCAAGAUUGAAACUUCCUCUUCUUCUGCUAGGACUGUGAGAUGAGCCUUCAAGCCAUUUGUGAACCCCGUUUCAGCAGGGAGCAGCAGCCUGUCAGAACAGAUGAGCAGUUACCAACUGGGUUGCUGGAUCCUGCUGUGCCCUUUGUGCCAUGACUGAUGUCUGAAAGAGGAAAAGCUCCCUUUGGCUCUGAGGGAGAUGCCAGCCCUGCUCGCUGCUUGCUGGUGGGCAGUGUGGAGAGUAGUCAUGUGAUUUCCCCACAAGAAAUUAUGACACCCUAGUUUCCAUAUGAUCCUUGUUCCAUCUUUGUCAGCCCAUGUGUCGUUGACUCAUUUUUUUCUCAGCUACGUGUUAUUAAAAUAAGCCUUCUCUGCAAUAAGAGUAAGACUAGAAAAAGUGUAAAGCCCAAGCAAUGCUGUGCAUCCAGGCUGUUCUGUAGUGCUGCUGUUCCGUGGGCCUCACUCACCAGGUUUUGCACACUUCAGGGAUUGUCAGUGUUGCUGAUCUGAACUGCCUUAAAACGUCUUGGGUUUUGAGUCCUGGCUCUCUGGAGCUGCCUUGGUUUUCUGCCCUGCCUGUCCCCACAGCCACAUCCCGGAUCCUCUCUCACAGCAACAAGGCACUGGAACAUGGAGAGUUUUCGGGCGAGUCUGGGGCACCUCACUGCCACUGGGAGGAGAGCCCGUGUUUACUGUGAAGACUCUCUGUUCCCAAAGGUGCACAGAACCAUGGCAGACCUGUGGUGGAUUUACUCCAAACCUGUCCCAGCAGAUGGCAGGGAGCUGUGCACCUUGUUUCUGCAGUGCUCCUGCAUUACAGCACUGAUAGGAGGCCUCUUUUACAACUGGAUGUUUGCUUCCCUGGAGUACUCCUGGCACCUCUCCGUUGCCAUGGCUGUCUCCUUCAGCCUGCUCCUUCUCCUGACUCUCCUUCUGGUGCAUCCUGCCCGCUGUGUCUUCAGCAUGAUCAUGCCCACCCUGGGCACCAAGCAGGGCCGGAAGCUUCUCCUCUCCACCUGCGUCAUGAUCGCAGUGGUGAACAUAACACCCAACAUCAUGGGCAACAUGAAAACCAUCCUGCAGGUCAUCAAGUGCAUCUGCAAGAGUUCCUCCGAGAGCCUUCUCAACUCAACUGUCCUGCUAGGGAAAGCUUCCUGGGAGUUUGGGGAUGCAAUCCAGGAAAGCAUUAAUCCCAUGUAUAAGCCUAUGAAUGGACAUUUUCGCUUUUCAUUGCUUCAGAACAACUCCUUGAUUUACCAAAAAAUGCACCUUGCUGGUGAGAAAAUUAGCAGGGAGUUCUUGUCUGUUGAGGUACUAGUCAAAGACUCUAUACGAGUAGCUAACAGGCUGGCUGCUGGUUUCUUCACACUCUAUCUCUGCUUUGAGUCCACUUGUUAUUUGAAAAAUUAUCUCACCAACCUCCGCUUUGACAAUUUUUACAUCACCAAGCAGCUGGAGCGUUUAGCCGCGGACAGAGGAGCAGCUCAUCUCCUGGUGGGCUCAUCCAAGAGACUCAUCCGACCAGCAGGCUUGAAGCUGUCCUGGGGAGAAGCAGUGCUGUGCCUGGUGCAAUCCAUGCUGCUCACUGUGGCCCUGCUGCUGCUGCUGCUGCUGGUGGCCAUGGAGCACUUUGCCUUCGGCGUGGCAGAUGUGGUGGUGAGAAGGGCAGCCCAGUUCUCUGCCGUGCCCAUCACUUUCAGCAUCAAAUACUCGGUUCAAGUAGUGAUCAUGCACUUUAUGUCCAAAGUUCUACCUUUUCCUUUUCUGGAAUUCCCGGUGGGGGGCUUCAACAGGACCUACGAGCACCAUCUGACCUUCAGCUCUGCCCAGUGCAGCAUCAGCCCCCCCACGGCCCCCAGCCCCUCUGUGCUGCUCGUUUUGGGGCUGCUCUUCUGCAUCCUCUACGGCACCGUGUUCCUGGAGACCUACGCGCGCCGCCUGUGCCGGGAGAUCGCCGCCGCCUUCUUCCCGGGCCAGGAGGAGAAGAGGGUGCUUCACCUCCUCAGGAGACUGUCCAGGAGGCACAGCAAGGAGCAGAGCUCUGUGAAGGGUGCUCUGGGAAGCCAGGGGGGUGUCUGACACCACAGCACAGCCUUCUGCCACAGGAUCGCAUGUUUCGUAUUCCAGAGUUAAAGAGGUGUUUGGAGCUUGGGAAAAAAACCUAAAAAUAAAUAAUAAUAAUAAAAAGGUUGAAAUGUCCCAUUUUUGCAUUAAUUUGAGAAAAAUGGGCCACAUUUCCUUAUUUUUUUUAAUAUCCAGAAGGUCUGGAGUCAGCUGUUGCAUAUCUGCAGCACCACGCAAGGAUAACUGGGAAAUACACGGGAGAUGGGGUCAGGGAGGAGCUCAUUUACCUUCUUCACUACAUCUGUCCUGGAAGAAGUACACCCUGUCUUUCUUAAGUUAUACCUUCAGGCAACAAAAAGGGAAAGUCAUUUGACUUGAUUAAUUUAAUUUUCAAUGAGUUUUUCUUUCAGGUUUUGUGCACAGAAACCUGGGUACACUGGAUAAAUUUAGAAGAUAGUUUAUUCACCAAAGAAAGUGUCACUUCAACAUGCUUGAAGUAAAUUCAAGAUCAAUACGACCAUGAGAGGCACAUCCUGGGCAUGGGUGGUGGUGGAAAUCAGCAUAUGAGGGCUUCACGAAAUCGCUUCAAAAUAAAAUAUAAAUAAAAUAGCUGUAGGACCUCAGAAGAGAAUGAGAAUAUUCAAUAAAGGUCAAUUUGGGUGUUGAUCUAUUUUCCCAAGUAAGAAGUGAUAGGAUGAGAGGAAACAGCUUCAAGUUGUGCCAGGAGAACUUUAGAUUUCAUAUUAGGAAAAAAUUCUUCAAGGUUUACCAAGCACUGGCACAGGCUGCCCAAGGCAGUGGUAGGGUCACCACCCCUGGAGUGAUUUAAAAGACACUAGAUGUGGCACUUGGGGACAUGUUUUAAUGGUCCCUUGGCAGUGCUGGGUUAAUGGUUUGAUUUCAUGGUUUUAGAAGUUGGGUUGUUUCAAGCUCAGAAAUUGUUAUUGUAUGCAA
Prinia subflava (tawny-flanked prinia) is the source of this 4853-nucleotide messenger RNA. It is a transcript of the gene OCSTAMP, whose product is annotated as osteoclast stimulatory transmembrane protein. NCBI's taxonomy places the organism in Eukaryota, Metazoa, Chordata, Aves, Passeriformes, Cisticolidae. The transcript has 3 exons. The coding region runs from base 2466 to 3914 and encodes 482 amino acids. Gene Ontology annotation, cellular component: membrane. The record is from RefSeq and is a predicted model, not a curated record.